Electrophorus electricus (electric eel) is the source of this 1404-nucleotide messenger RNA. RefSeq names its product DnaJ (Hsp40) homolog, subfamily C, member 17 (gene dnajc17). Gene Ontology annotation, cellular component: spliceosomal complex. The record is from RefSeq and is a predicted model, not a curated record. Gene Ontology annotation, molecular function: RNA binding. Lineage: Eukaryota; Metazoa; Chordata; Actinopteri; Gymnotiformes; Gymnotidae. Gene Ontology annotation, biological process: spliceosomal complex disassembly.
AAUGCGCCAACCCCGUAGGUUCACCCGGAAGAGUUACAUUACUGCAGCCUUUCAAAGUAUUUCAAUAACAUUUUUAACGUUUAAACUGCGUUAAUAAACAAACUAGGACAAUGUCUUCAACAAAAGAAAUUUUACAAAUGGACUUGUAUGGUUUACUUGGAGUUGAAGGAACAGCGACUGAGAAAGAGAUCAAGAAAGCAUACAGACAGAGAGCUUUAUCCUGCCAUCCAGACAAGAACCCGGACAACCCGAAGGCUGCGGAGCUCUUCCACCAGCUCUCCCAGGCCCUCGAGGUGCUGACUGAUGCUGCAGCCAGGGCAGCCUACGACAAGGUCUGUGCUGCCAAGAAGCAAGCUGAGGAGAGAACCCGCAGACUGGAUGACAAGAGGAAAAAGAUCAAGCUCGACUUGGAGGCCCGCGAACGGCAAGCAGAGGCAGAAGCUCAGAAAACUGAGGAAUUCCGAAUUACGCGAACAUUAGAAGAAGAGAUUGCCCGGUUGAGGGAGGAGGGGUCCAGACAGCUGCAGGAAGAGCAGAGACUAAUUCGAGAGCAGAUCCAGAGAGAGAGAGAGGGGAGACUACAAACACACUUCACACAUGCAGAUACUUCAUCAUCUCCACAGGGCAACCGAAAUGUCACCCCUAAGUUAAAGCUGAAGUGGAAGUGUAAAAAAGAAGACGACAACAAUGGCGGCUAUUCUCGGGAAUUCCUUCAGCGCCUUCUUCAGAAGUAUGGAGACAUCUUGAAUGUUGUAGUCUCGAGUAAGAAGAAAGGCAGUGCGGUGGUAGAGUUUGCAACAGUGAGAGCAGCGGAACUGGCAUGUAAAAAUGAGUGUGGCUUGACAGGAAACCCUUUAAAAAUUGUAUGGUUGGAGGGACAACCUGAAGCUGCUGCUCCAACAAUGGCCAAUCACAACACAGCUGGAAAGUUCACUCCUUUGCAGUACUCUCUGAGCAGUGAACGGGAUUACGAGAGCCUGGUGCUGAUGCGCAUGAGGCAGGCUGCGGAGCGACAGAGGCUCAUCGAGCAGAUGCAGAGAGAGGAUGAAGAGGAAACAGUGAAGACAUAACUGCCAUCCAUGGCCAGCCACCCCUCCCUCAUUCACCCUUCAUUCCCGCUCUUCAGUCCCCAUGUUUACCCUCACAAUAAUUUAAAUGCUCACAAACCAAUAAAGUGUUUUCUUUGGAAAAAACUGGCAGACUCAGAGUGUAACUUCGGGUGCUCCUCGGCUCUUUCAGAUGGGGAUGCGGCACAGCAGGGAAAAUAUUCCCAUUAAGAAAACAUGUCUGGGAAUGACUUCAGAUGGCAAACAGCCCAAAACUGCUGACAACAUCUUGCUGUCGAAAUUGUUCUUGUCCAGUAUUGAAGCCAAUCGGCAUGCUCUACAGCCAGUCGCAUGAUCU